Molecule: messenger RNA, 2118 nt
Organism: Clarias gariepinus (North African catfish)
Lineage: Eukaryota; Metazoa; Chordata; Actinopteri; Siluriformes; Clariidae
Gene: gpr171
Product: G protein-coupled receptor 171
Exons: 2
Coding region: 921-1922 (333 amino acids)
Biological process (GO): G protein-coupled receptor signaling pathway
Cellular component (GO): membrane
Molecular function (GO): G protein-coupled purinergic nucleotide receptor activity
Source: RefSeq, a predicted model, not a curated record
GAAGUCAGAGACCAUUACUUAUCAUUUUAAAUAUAUUUUGCAAAUCAUAAUUUUAAACAUAUUUUUCAUAUGUAUUCAUAAUAUUUUUGCGCACAAAAAAAGACUGUUGCUGCCUUUCAUGUUUUUAAAAAUGUUCCUCAUGAAAUGUAAUGUAAAAAAUAGCUACUUACUGAGAGUCACUUUCCUGCAAAUCAAUGAAUAAUUCUUUUGUAAUGUAACAUUCAGUGUCAUAAAGGAAAUAGGUCAAUAAAUGUGGUGCUUUCCCCAGGAGGCUCUGACACAACUUCCUGAAUUUCAGUUUCAUCACAGCUUCUGAGCAGUGUGGGUUUUUGCCAAAAAGUCCAAAGACUCCAAGCACUCCAAGAACAAGAUUAAAAAAAAGAUUUGUCCAGCAUGCCCUAUCACAUAAGGAUUGUAUGCUGAACUUUUAUACCUAAAAUAUACAGUACAUGACAGUUGAAGUACUUUGUGGUUUUCUUUUUCAGAGAAUCGGAAAGUAUGGGUUUCCAAAACGUCACUGAACCACAUGGUUUGGUUAACGCCUUUUUUUGCGUUGUAGCAUGUAAUUGGUGAUAGAUUCAAAGAAAUGAGGCCACAUCGUCAUAGGCAGUUACAUUAAAAACCAUAAAGGAAGUGGUGUUUAGUAGAGACAACAUGCUGCCUGAGAUGAAGAACAACUAAACAUUGUGGCUUCCUUCCAGAUUUUAUCAACUGACAGGUAGCAUGUCUUGUCUGCAAGACAGCUUUACCUAAUAUUCUUCCUGCAAUCUGGAUCACCUUUGGCAAACGCCCCUUUGCUCAAAUUCAGUUGUCUGAGUCCUGUUAGGAUCCAACAAGCUUCCAACACAGAAAGACUAUAUUCAACACAUUAUCAAGGUUUUUUGCAAUGACAAUCUAAGCUGGAACACCUCCUUCUAAAAAUGAAGUCUGAAAAAGGUCCUAUUAUGGAGGAUGAAAGUUGUGUGGUAAAUGACAAGAUGAUGCCAUUUGCCACAUUCUACAUCAUUGUUUUCCUGAUAGGGAUGGCUGGAAGUCUGGUAGCACUCUGGGCAUUUAUACAAAGUAGAAACUCUAAGAAGUGCAUGAAUGUCUACCUGAUCAAUCUUCUUACCUCAGAUUUCUUACUGACAUUGGCACUGCCAGUUAAGAUUGCUAAAAACUUUGGCGUGGAAUCUCAGAGACUAACAAUUUUCCACUGUCAAGUCAGUUCACCGCUCAUCUACAUUAAUAUGUAUGCAUCUAUCAUAUUUCUGGCUUUUGUCAGUGUACACCGUUACUUACAGAUUACUCAGAGCUCCAAACUCUUCCGCCUACAGGAGGUCGGCUUUGCGCUGGUGAUGUCAUCUGUAGUCUGGCUUCUGGUGCUCUUCAUCAAUGUCCCCAACAUGGCUAUCCCAAUCAAGGACAAGAUUUCUAACAGCACUUUAAUAACAUGUAAAGACAUUAAGCAGGAUGUUGGCAAGCACUGGCACACACUUUCAGUUUUUCUGGGCAUGGCAAUUUUCAUGAACGCGUCUGUGGCUGUGCUUAUGUCCAAUGGCCUGGUGCUAAGACAUCUUUGGGGCAAACGUGGAGGAAGCCCUGAGGAGCAGGCCACUGCUCACCAUGCCACUCGAAAUAUCGCGAUGGUGACAGUGGUUUAUGUCAUCUUCUUUGUACCAUAUCAUGCUGUUCGAAUGCCUUAUACAUUUACACAGAAUGAAAUGAUCACUGACUGUGGUGUUAGGAAGCACUUAUUCUUAGCCAAAGAGUCCACUCUGCUUCUGGCCAUCCUAAAUCUGUGCUUUGAUCCAGUGCUAUACUUUUUUUUCUGUCCCUCAUUCAGACAUCAGAUAACACAGGUUUUUACUAAAAGGAAAAGUCAAGACCAAAACCAUGAAUCUGACCCAGAUCAAAAGCUACAACUUGAGCCAGUUUCAUAAGAAGGAGGAAUAGAUUUAAAAUAAAAUAAAACAUUAGUGUGAAACAAAAUGUCUUUUAUUACCCACAGACUGUCAGGGUUUAUAAAACCAAACCAAUAUCCAGCUAAAUACUGAACAAGGGAUGUAUUGUGUUCUCUCAAAUAAGUAAAAAAAAAAUUUUUUUACCAGGUAAGAAUGUAAAUCCUUAACAUAAUGC